AUGUAUUACAUUUAUUUGGCAUUUACGAAUUGUUUACAUCUUUUACGUCCCCAACGAGUAACCGGUUUUGCUUUUGCUUGGCUUGAAAUAAUUGCUCAUCGAACAUUAAUGUCUCGUUUCUUAUUAUAUGGUGGUCGAUAUUUUCGUCAAAUUCAAAAUAUGUAUUCAUUACUUCUUGUUGAUGCAUUACGUCUUGUUGCUCCAUUUAUACGUUCCGGUGAAAAUACUCAAUCAUUUCAAGCUUAUUAUAAAGGUAUAUUAAAAACAUUUAUGUUAUUAUUACAUGAUUUUCCUGAAUUUUUAUGUGAACAUUAUUAUGAAUUUUGUGAUUCAUUACCAUUAAUAUCACAUCAAUUACGUAAUAUAAUAUUAUCAUCAUUUCCAAAACAUAUACGUUGUCCAGAUCCAGUUAAAGUUAAUAUUAAAAUUGAUAUGCUUAAUGAUAUAUCAACAACACCAACAAUAUCAUAUAAUUAUUCAUUAAAUAUUCAACCACCAAAAUUUAAAACAAAUCUUGAUUCAUAUUUACGUACACGUUCACCAGUAACAUUUUUAUCUGAAUUACGUUCAUAUUUACAACAAGGUGCUGAUCCAGGUUCACAUUAUAAUAUAAGAAUGUUAAAUGCACUUGUUUUAUAUGUUGCUACACAAGCCUUAUCAACAAUAAAUAAUAAACAACCAUUAAUGUCAUCAAUAACACAUACAGCACAUAUGGAUAUAUUUCAAAAUUUAGCUGUAGAUUUAGAUACAGAAGGACGAUAUUUAUUUUUAAAUGCUAUGGCUAAUCAUUUAAGAUAUCCAAAUACACAUACACAUUAUUUUAGUUAUACGAUUUUAUAUUUAUUUGCUGAAGCUAAUUCAGAAGCUUUACAAGAACAAAUUGUUCGAGUGUUACUUGAACGACUUGUAGCAAAUCGUCCACAUCCAUGGGGAUUAUUAGUUACAUUUUUAGAACUUGUACGAAAUCCAAAUUUGAAAUUAUGGUCAAGAGAAUUUAUGAGUAUUUCACCAGAUGUUAAACGCUUAUUAGCAACACUUACUCAUGGUUUUCCACAAUUUCCAACUUCACCAAUGUCUACACAACAACCAGCUAUUGUUAAACCCUAG
Rotaria sp. Silwood2 is the source of this 1107-nucleotide messenger RNA. Lineage: Eukaryota; Metazoa; Rotifera; Eurotatoria; Philodinida; Philodinidae. The record is from the annotation of a GenBank genome assembly.